GGAUACCACGUCCCAGCCCCCACCUGCCAUCCCCAGACCAUCACUAAAUACAGGACUGUUUAUAAAGACCGCAAGGCACAGGUGGUCAAUAAUGUGGAGGUGCGGAACCCGAAGCCGGACGUGAAGAAGGUGGUGGAGACGCGCUACACGACGAUCCGCUACCCGGUGUUCAUCACGCAGGUCAUCAAGCCGCUCCUGACGCAGGUGGAGACGAAGGUGCGCCCCAUGUUCUUCACCAAGACCAUCAACCGCUACACGACCGUCAAGUUCACCGUGACGGGCAUCGGCCAGGUCACCGUCACGACCGUCAAGUACGAGAAAGAGUACGUGACGCGGUGCAUGAAGGGCUACGGACACCGGCGGGAGGCGUCGGACGGGCCCGAGGUGCGCGAGAGCGACAUCGUGCCCGUGGCCGACGUGCCCUUCGCGCCCACCUUCCGCACGCGCGUGCCCGAGCCACCGCCGGGCAUCCCCUACGAUUACGACGACGAGGAGAUCGAGCCGUCGCUGCCCACGCCGGAACGGGAGACGUCCCCCCCAGAACGUCCCUUCCUGCGCCCCAUCACCCACGGCGGCUUCAGAGGUCCUCGCCCCCGCCCCCCGCCGCCCCUCCAUCCCGUUGGACCCCCGCCCGGGCCCAGGGGAAUCCUGGGGGCCCUCUCGCAGCUGGGGACCGUGCUGACCGGAUCCUAUCGCGAGGCCGACGAGGACUCUUACCAGCCCCACGCGCCCCUGCCUCCCUUCCGGGGCUGAUGGCGAGCUGGGCGAGGGGAGGCGAGGCGAGGCGGGGCGCGGCGAACCGAGCCGAGCCGAUGGCGAGGUGAAGCGAAAUAAGAUGAUGGACGAGCGAAGCAGACGGAAGCCAAAGGAACCAUCUAUUGCCCUCACGCCUAAGGCCUCGACCGACGUCCGAGGGGCUUCCAAGUGUGUCCGCCACCCAUUUGUAUAGUGAUGUCAGGACGUGAUGUAUUGCACUCUCUUCCCCUCCCACCCGCCCGCAGAUGAGCUACGCAGUCCGAAAAAAAUCAGAAAUACUUUCACGGAAUCGUCCCAAACGCGGGAGUAAAUAAGUAAAUGAGAGAGAAGAGAGAAGAGGUAAAUGCAAAAACAAGAAGAUAAGUAAAUAAGUAAAUAAACAAAUAAUCAGAUAAAUUAAUGAGUAGAAACACAUACUAACAGGCACGUAAAUUAAAUAAAUGAAUGAAUACACAAAUUAAAAUUGAAUAAACAAAUAAACAAAGAUAGAUAGUUAAAAAGACACAAAUACAGACAGAAGUAGAUUUAAAUACAGAUAGACAGAUAGUCAAGUAAAUACACCAAUGAACAGAACUGCUAAAACGCCGGCCUAUAACUCACACCUAUCCCCCUAAAUAUACAAACAAAUAAAGCGUUUAGAGUGAUAAAGAGAAAGGAAAAAUAAGAGACAGUCGGCAAGAGAGAGAAUUGAUAACUAAUCCUUAAAGUAGACCGUUUUAGUCCUUAGUCUAUCAAACCUGGAGGCUGGUUCCUUGUCUCGCUCUCACCGUGAACUCUCUGGCACUGUCUUUUCUACGUAGACCUGGAAUGAAUGUGAAUACUUUUACUGAGUCCUGUGAUCAACGAGUGAAAGGGGCAUCCGUUCAUGUUUUGUUAUUGUUAUUUUUUUCUGUAUUUUCCUCUUUUUUUUCUUUUUUUUCUUCCGGCUGUGUGACAGCUGCAACUAUGAUCAUAGCAGCCUACACUGCUGGUUACA
Molecule: messenger RNA, 1732 nt
Organism: Penaeus chinensis
Lineage: Eukaryota; Metazoa; Arthropoda; Malacostraca; Decapoda; Penaeidae
Exons: 2
Source: RefSeq, a predicted model, not a curated record